This is a messenger RNA of Cavia porcellus (domestic guinea pig), 3778 nucleotides long. RefSeq names its product TUB like protein 3 (gene Tulp3). The transcript is spliced from 12 exons. The record is from RefSeq and is a predicted model, not a curated record. Gene Ontology annotation, cellular component: cilium. The coding region runs from base 411 to 1754 and encodes 447 amino acids. Lineage: Eukaryota; Metazoa; Chordata; Mammalia; Rodentia; Caviidae. Gene Ontology annotation, biological process: protein localization to cilium.
AUGAAGCUUCGACAACUGAAACUGGACAAUCAGUGAUUGUCCACAAACUGAAAAACCAGAGGAUCCAGAGCUGCUCAGCCCAAGAAAGUGAAAGUUGCAGACCAAGAAGGAUCCAGGAGACAGCUACAGUCCAAGGCUGAAAGACUGGAAAGCUCCCUGCAGAGUUGCUUGCAUGGUCUGCAUUGAAAGGCUGAAGAAUCUGGAGUAUGAUGCCCACAGACAAUGGCAGCUGCAAAAGAUGCACCUGCUAAGCCAGACAUGGUGGCACCUGCCUGUAAUCCCAGCACUAGUGAGGCUGCGGCAGAAAGAUCACCAGGAGCUCAAGGCCAGCCUGAGCUGCAUAGGUGUGAACCUGUUGAACAGUGCCACCCACAGUCAGGGCAGCUCUUUUCCCUGCUUUUGAGGCCUACAUGCAAUUAUCUCUGGAAACACUCUGCAGAAGCACUGCUAUUCUGAGAGCACUACUGGAGAAGAAGCAGAGGAAGAAGCGUCUGGAGCCACUCAUGGUCCAGCCGAACCCAGAAGCCAGGCUGCGUCGGCUGAAGCCCAGCGGCAGUGAGGAGCACACGCCUUUGGUAGAACCUCACACGCUCCACAGCGACAUCAUCCUGCACGGCAUUGAUGGUCCAGCUGCUUGCCUAAAACCAGAUGCUCGUGAUGUGGAAACCAAACUUCACGUUCUGUCAGUAGGCUCUUCUGCUGCAGAGGAAAAUAUUGAAGGCAGUGUUGAUGGAGAAAACAAUGUAAAUUCUACUUCCAAGCAAGACCUUCAGGAAAUUCUCCAAAAACAUGGUAUCUCAGGCAGUUUGAACUUUGAUGAGGAGGAAACUGAUGAUGAGGAAGAAGGAAAAAACCUAAGUUCCCAGUCACAUUAUUCAGAAACAGAGAGGCCCAAUUCUGCGUCCAGCCAGAAAUCAACCACAACCACAGGAGCUUCCGGCACUACAGCCCCGCAGGCUGACACCCAGCUGGGAGAAGUGGAGAACCUAGAGGACUUUGUGUUCAGCCCUGCCCCCCGAGGUAUCACAGUGAAGUGCCGGAUAACCAGGGAUAAGAAGGGAAUGGAUCGUGGUUUCUUCCCCACGUACUUUAUGCACUUGGAAAAAGAUGACAAUCGGAAGAUAUUUCUUCUUGCAGGCAGAAAGCGGAAAAAAAGCAAAACAUCCAACUACCUGAUCUCCACUGACCCAACAGAUUUAUCUCGAGAAGGGGAAAGUUACAUUGGCAAGCUCAGGUCCAACCUCAUGGGGACCAAGUUCACGGUGUAUGACCAUGGCGUCAGCCCGAUGAAGGCCCAGGGUCUGGUGGAGAAGACCUACACCCGGCAGGAGCUGGCUGCCAUCUGUUACGAAACAAAUGUGCUUGGAUUUAAAGGGCCUAGGAGAAUGUCUGUGAUUAUUCCUGGGAUGAAUAUGAAUCAUGAGCGGAUCUCCUUUCAGCCACGAAAUGACAACGAGAGCCUGCUCUCCAAGUGGCAGAGCAGAGCCAUGGAGAACCUGAUCGAGCUGCACAAUAAGGCCCCAGUGUGGAACGAUGACACACAGUCCUAUGUGCUGAACUUCCACGGCCGGGUCACGCAGGCGUCCGUGAAGAACUUCCAGAUAGUGCACGCUAACGACCCUGACUACAUCGUCAUGCAGUUUGGGCGUGUGGCAGACGACGUGUUCACACUGGACUACAACUACCCGCUGUGUGCGCUCCAGGCCUUCGCCAUCGGGCUCUCCAGCUUCGACAGCAAGCUGGCGUGCGAAUGAGAGGCGUGGCGGCCAAGCCUGCUCCUCACACAGCUCUCGGAGCAGAAGUCUGCCCCUUCCGUGGCCCCUGAGCACAUGCCCGCGUGUAUGUGGGUGUGCAGAUGUGUGCACAGGUGUGUCUGUCCACACAUGCGCCUGCUCCAGGUUGGAGAGAGUAGCUUGGGGCACAGCCUGCUGGGUGAGCUGUUUCAGCCAGAGAACCACUUGUCAGAGCACCGUGACUCCUGAGUCACUGCCCUGCCAUCUGUUUCUCAUGAAUAAAUUUUCUAUACUCAGAAAUUCACAGCCUGAAGAAUCAGAUCAGGCUUUCACAAUCUUGGGGGUUUUUUUGUUUUGUUUUUUGAAACUAUGGUCUCACUAGCCGAGACCAGCCUUGAAUUUGUGAUCUUCCUGCCUCAGUCUCCUGAGUGCAGGGCUUAUAGAUGUGUGCCCAGGUCCCUGGCUUCUGGAUCUUUUCCAAAGAUGGACAGUUCCCUAAAUUGUCUUUAGCCUUCAGGGCUGAAAAGCAUGCACAGUCUUUCUAUAAGAGUCUUGCUAGUCUCACAACUACUCAGAUCUGCCGCUGUAGUACAAAAGUAGCCGCAGAUAACCCUGCACGAAGACCUGAGGCUGUGUGCCGAUAAACUUUACUAACACAGAGGAGGUGCAGGGCCACGUGUGACCUGUGCCUGCUUCGGGUCUGUCCUCAGACCCUGGCUCUUCCAGAGUGGCGUAUGGUCACCAGCUGUGAGUAGAAAGUGGCACAGGUGGGGCCACGGCCCCGCAGAUUUUCUUCACCAACAUCUACAUCUCUCUGUUGUUGGUGACAGUGACUCUAUAGUGCAGUCUCCCAUCAGGACAGGGAGUCACUGCGCAUCCAACCAGGUGACCUCCCUGUACUGUCCCACGAGCUUCCUCACAGAAGGCAAUGGCUGAAGUUUAUUGCCUGAAAAGAGCUCGGGCACAGUCGCAGGCACACAGGGAUUGUGCUUCCCACAGGGCCCUCUCCUCCUCCCCCACCAGGUUAGUGGAUGUCACCUCAGUCGAGGUAACUGGCCAGGUUUGUGAUCAGCUUUGGAAGAAUAUGCUCUAAUGGUCUUCAUCUCAGCUUAGGGCACUAUCUAGGGAGGACAGGGAAUCUUUUGGUAGCUGUCUUCUUUCUCAGCCCAGAUGUGCUUCCCACACUCAUCUGCAGACUAUGUGGCAGGCAAGGCAAUGCCACGUACUGGCACUUGGUUAGUGUCCUAUCAAGAGAAGUGGCAGGAGAGGUUGGGUGACCAGCUAGCAGACCUGAACUCUGCAGACCUCACUGGGCAGAUCUUGGACCUUCCACAGUGUCCGUGUUCUCAGGCCCCUGAGCUUGGGCCAUUAGCAUGAACGAUGCUCCCAGGGCUGCCCUUUACAGAUCUAAGACUCUUGCUAAGAGUUUCGAGUUACACACAUCUCCCAGCAAACUGAGACUCUCCUGCCACUUCACUGGCCCAAAGUGUAUCUGAACCCAAGAAUCAACAAGUACUUCUGCACUUAGCACUGCUCAACUCCCAAGGCCUUGUGCUCUGAGCUCUCUGCUAGCCUGGGGCAAGGAGUCAGUGCCCCGUGAUAAUUCCUUUCUUUGGACUUUCCUUGUCUCUGCUUCCAUUGUUCCUUGUCCCACAUCCAGUAGCCAUGUGAAAGCUAGAGAUCCAGGAUGAGAAGGCUGUGCCAGGUUAGGCCAGCUCAUUCUGACAAGACUGCUUUCCAUCUCAGGCAAAAUCCCAUCAAGUGCCUCAUUUCUAAAAGUGCCCUGAAGCCGGUUCCACCUCUGCCACCCAUUAUCCCAGUGAGCUAGCAAGCCACCCCUGUUGAAACAGGCUGCCUCCUCUCCAGCUUCAGGAUAUCACAGGGACUGGGGACCUCUAGGGACAACUCAAUCUGCUCAGUCCUCUGGCUCGGAAAGCCACAGCCCCACUCCAAGUAUUCUGCUUGAGUGCAGGUGAUUGAUUUUACAGAAAUCAUGUUUAUACCUUUUGUAUGCUACAGAAAUAAAAUAUUUAUAUUAGAAUACA